AGUGACCACAGUUCAAGGUUCACCUUCACCGGCCUCAUAGUCGUAUCCUUUCCGGGAGACUUCCUCCGUCGCCAGCAACGUGCCUUUAGAGAGUGUGAAUGAGUGCGAAGCAUGCGAAUGUGUGUUAUGUUAGUUGACAGCGGAAUGCCUGUCAGGCGCACCAGGCCUGUUCUGCAACAAAAAGACAAUCGCGCAUCCGAUUCACCGCCCUCUCAUCAUCUUCAUCCAUGCAGGGUGUUUUCUUCUUCAACAUUGUGCAAUGGACGCCCAUCAAGUACCUCGGCUACUCGUACCCGCUGUGGGCCCACGCGUUCGGCUGGUUCACCGCCCUGUCGUCGAUGCUGUGCAUUCCCGGCUACAUGAUUUGGCUGUGGAGAAACACACCCGGAGACCGUGCCAAUAAAAUCCGGCUGAUCGUUCGAAUCGAGGACAGCGUCAGCCAGCUCCGGGAGAGAAUGCGUGCCGACGCCGAGAAGGGCAUGGAGCUGUAGCUGGUGGCGGAAGAAAAACGCACCGCAACUAGUAGGCACCACUUCCACGGCGUUUGAACGACGCAUCUGCCAGACGACGAGAAGAGGAAAGGACAGCAACCAGCACACCAAGCACCUUCGCUUUUCGGAAUGUCGCAUAACCUAUCGCCUAUAACCGUCUCAUUUAAGACAGAAACACUAUCAUUCGCAUGCAGACAAACAGGAAACGAAAUCUUCCUACCACUCUUCGCUAACCCUAAUCUAUACGAUUUUUUUAUCUACACUGUAAUUUGAUUUCUAAAUAUUAUUAUAUAGAUAACAUAAAAUAUAGAUUCGCAAACCCAGCGUUAUGCACGAGCAGCAUAUGCGCUGAAAGGUAAUUUUACUAGAAACAUCUACUGAGAUGUAAGAAUAUGGUGUAUCGUAUGUCAAAUACUGUAGCUAGGCUAGAUCAUUACCGACAAUCCCAUACAUAAAAUCAUAAUACACAGAUAGAUUGAUCAGGAAGACAGACAGAACAACGCAACACUCCACAAUAACCAUAGGGCUCAAAACAGAACUCACUUUCGCAGAUUGCUGAAAGAGAAGAAUAAAAUUAGUUCAAAUGACUACCGAAGUCGAAUAGAUGAACAAUGAAAUAUAAUACAUACUACAUACACCCUCCAGCUUAGAUUUUCCAGCUCACCGCUAGGCCCGGUCAGACAUACAUUGCACAAGAAUGACGGCGAAUCUGCAUAAAACUCGAACCUUGUUCAUUUCAACUGAAAAGAGAUUUUGUUAAACUGCAAUUUUCAACCCUCUCCUUUGAAUAAAAAAAAGUAAU
Messenger RNA from Anopheles coustani, 1293 nucleotides. RefSeq names its product sodium- and chloride-dependent GABA transporter 1-like. Gene Ontology annotation, biological process: sodium ion transmembrane transport. The coding region runs from base 228 to 491 and encodes 87 amino acids. The transcript has 3 exons. NCBI's taxonomy places the organism in Eukaryota, Metazoa, Arthropoda, Insecta, Diptera, Culicidae. Gene Ontology annotation, cellular component: membrane. The record is from RefSeq and is a predicted model, not a curated record.